AUGAGGAUCUACUCUAUGAGUCUAGUUACAGAAUUUGCCUUUGAUCUUGUUAAGGUGGACUUGUUCUUUAGCUUGUCUAAAGCUUCAAAGCCAUCGUGGAAUCAACCUUUGGAUCAUCUUCGGGUGGAAGAUGCAAUGGACAUUCCUCUAGCAGCCCCGACAAUUGUUGGGCACGAUGACAAGGGCGAGGGAGACCAUCAUGUCGGUAAUUGUCCUAUGUAUGUUGUGAUGUUUGUUUUGGGUAUGGGAAUUGUGCUUGAACGAGGCAGCAUGACAACACAAAACUUCAAGAAUCUGUUAAGGCAGAUGAAAAGGAGGUUGUUUGCUUUUAGCAUGAAUCAGAUUGACCUUUUGAAGAUUAUUUUUUUUAGGAAGAAGCAGUACUUCACUAUCCAGUCUAUGUUGAAGACGAUGAUGUUUGCUUGGGACUCAGCUGACUUGUGCAUUGUCAGUGGGCCGAUUGCUGGAGCUGAGGACUACUUGUUGAGAAUGAUCAAGGUUUUUGACAAGGUGUUCCCGGAAGAGUUGAUUGAAAGUGUGGGCUCCUGUUCAGGUGGUGUUCCAACCUAA
Ilex paraguariensis (yerba mate) is the source of this 570-nucleotide messenger RNA. The record is from the annotation of a GenBank genome assembly. NCBI's taxonomy places the organism in Eukaryota, Viridiplantae, Streptophyta, Magnoliopsida, Aquifoliales, Aquifoliaceae.